Benincasa hispida (wax gourd) is the source of this 453-nucleotide messenger RNA. NCBI's taxonomy places the organism in Eukaryota, Viridiplantae, Streptophyta, Magnoliopsida, Cucurbitales, Cucurbitaceae. The record is from RefSeq and is a predicted model, not a curated record.
AUGUACUCCAGUUCUCUGUACAACAACGAUCGAAAUGUUUGGGACAUCUAUGAUCAGUGGGUUAGAGCUAAUGAAAAAGCUCGAGCCUACAUCUUAGCAAGUAUAUCUGAUGUACUUAAUAAGAAACAUGAGGUAAUGCCCACCGCCCGUGAGAUAAUGGCGUUGCUCCAGGAAAUGUUCGGGAAACCGUCAUCCUCUAUUCGACAUGAAGCCAUUAAGUAUGUUGACAGUACUCGUAUGAAAGAUUGGUCCAACAUUAGAGAACAUGUUCUCGAUAUGAUGGUCCAUUUUAAUAUUGCCGAGGCUCAUGGGGCGAUGAUAGAUGAGAUAAGUCAAAUGUCUGGCAAUGCGACAACAACUGGAGGUCUACUUGACAAAAAGUAUGAUGAGGCUAAAAAUAUCCUUGAUCGCAUUUCGAAGAAUCACGAAGAUUGGCGCGAAAGCGAUCAAUGA